ACUUACGCAAACAUAUGGAAGACUCUGUGGGCAAGGAGUAAUAUGAAAAAUAAAACUUUGCAUGGCGCUGAUCUAAAAUGUGUAGAAAGUGCAUCAAGGAAAAGAAAAGCAGAAGUAGAAAGGGGACAUUCAGAAACUGGAAAUUCGCAUGUCCCCUACAUAAGACACAUGCACAAAGGAAGGGCUUCAGAGCCUGGAGACAAGGUGUGUAGGCCCCGGGCUCAGCCAGGCCAGCAGCAUUUGACAGCCCCCAAUGGCCCUGCCCUUCUCCUUCCUGAUGACCCUGCUGGUGCUCAGCUGCCACUCCAACUGCUCUCUGGGCUGUGACCUGCCUCAGAACCACAGCCUGCUUAACAGGAGGGCCUUGAUGCUCCUGGCACAAAUGAGGAGAAUGUCCCCUUUCUCCUGCCUGAAGGACAGACGUGACUUUGGAUUCCCCCGGGAGGCGUUUGGUGGCAACCAGUUGCAGAAGGCUCAAGCCAUCUCUAUCAUCCGGGAGAUGACCCAGCACACCUUGGACCUCUUUAGAAUAGAGGGCUCCUUCGCUGCUUGGGACAAGACCCUCCUAGACAAAUUCUGCGCUGGGCUUUAUCAGCAGCUGAAUGACCUGGAAGCCUGUCUGACGCAGGAAGUGGGUGUGGAAGGGACGCCCCUGCUGAAUGAGGACUCCGUUCUGGCCGUGAGGAGAUACUUCCAGAGAAUCACCCUCUAUCUGCAAGAGAAGAAAUACAGCCCUUGUGCCUGGGAGAUUGUCAGAACAGAAAUCAUGAGAUCCUUCUCUUACCAAUGAACUCGUGGGGAAGAUGAAGGAAUGAGGAAUGACAGCUGGUUCAACAUGGAGAUGAUUCUCACUGAGUAAUAAUGUCACACUUCCUCGUGUUUCUCAUGGCAAAGACUGUCUGUUAUCUUGUGUUGUAAUCAUGACAAAAGUGCAAUCAAUUUGUCGCAGAUUUUCAAGAGUUUUAGGUAACAUGAUGUUCAACUUUAGAGGCCCUCGUCACUUAUAGAUGCCCGUGCUGAUGGAUCUGUUUAUCUAUUUUAAUAUUUAUUUAUUCGUAAUAAUUUUUUCAUAUAGUGUCUCGCACAUGCAUCUUUACAUCAUGGUGAUACAAUAAAAUAUGUUCUUUCUAUUUAGUUCUUUACAUUUGUGAUUCUUUUUGUUUAUUAUGAUUUUACCAUAGUAAAAUUCUUGUAGUAGUUUAUUUUUAAAAGAAACACCAAGCCUGAACGUGCAACUUGGUUUAAAGAAUGGAUCUCACAAAUCAUUUACCCAUCGUAUUACAUUCAAAUUUAAGGAAAUUCUUGACUUUCUCUAUAUCAGGUUGUGUUUUACGCUGAGGAUUCAGAGGUGAACAGAAGGAAUAAGGUUCCUGCUCUCUUGUGUCUUUGAUUCUUGUGGGGCAAGGAACGUAAAAGCAAUGGUCAAAAUUAAUGUUAUGUUCAAUGGUGUAUUGAGAAGAAGGAAAAACAAAUGAAUUCACUCACCAGCAUAUACUUAUAUAACGUGUCUCUUUCUAGCAAAUUCUUAGGACCUGUAUCCUACCUUUCAGUAACUGACCUAAAAAGAGGCAGCCGGACAAAGCAGAAUUCUGUCAUGAACUCUGGAGAAGGCUGAAAAAUGAUCGUUCCUCAUUUCACAGAAUUGUCUUAUUUUUUCAGU
Rhinolophus ferrumequinum (greater horseshoe bat) is the source of this 1660-nucleotide messenger RNA. RefSeq names its product interferon alpha-4-like. The record is from RefSeq and is a predicted model, not a curated record. Gene Ontology annotation, biological process: cytokine-mediated signaling pathway; natural killer cell activation involved in immune response; positive regulation of peptidyl-serine phosphorylation of STAT protein. Gene Ontology annotation, molecular function: type I interferon receptor binding; cytokine activity. Bases 254 to 790 code for a protein of 178 amino acids. Gene Ontology annotation, cellular component: extracellular region. The transcript has a single exon. Lineage: Eukaryota; Metazoa; Chordata; Mammalia; Chiroptera; Rhinolophidae.